AUACUGUGCUCCUCCAUUUCAUAAACAGAUCACACUACGCAACUAGCAUUAUAUUAUAGCAAAACACACACACACACAAAAACAAAAACAAAAAAAAUUCAAAAUUCAAAAUGAUGGCCACCGCCCCGAGCUAUCCUCCGCCGGCGGCGACGCCCGUCGUCGCCGUCUUGAGCCCGCAGUACUGCGUGGGCCACGCGGUGGAGUUCACCAUCACGCGGAAGAUGAUGACUAUGGAAGCCGGAACCUUCGGAAUCACCGACGCUAACGGCAACAUCGUGUUCAAGGUCAAAGGAAAAUUCCUCAGCCUCCACGACCGCCGCGUCUUGCUCGACGCCGCCGGCAACCCCAUUAUCACGUUCCAGCAGAAGAUGAUGACGGCGCAUAGGAGAUGGCAGGCAUUCAGAGGAGAGAGCACGGAUCCGAAAGAUAUGAUUUUUAGUGUGAGAAAGUCGAAGAUGAUGAUGAUGAUGAAGACGAAGCUAAGUGUGUUCAUGGCUGCCAAUGUGGGAGAGGAGCACUCUGAUUUCAGAAUCCAAGGCAACUGGUGGGAGACCGCCUGCAACAUUUAUGUUGGAGAUACUGAUAAUAUCGUUGCUCAAAUGCAUAGGAAACAUAGUGCCCAAAGCAUUUUGCUUGGAAAAGACACUUUUUGUGUGACGAUUUAUCCAAAUGUUGAUCAUGCCUUCAUCGUCGCUCUUGUGGUGAUUCUUGAGGAAAUUAACCAAGAUAGACGCGCUUCUUGAACUGUGGUGAUCUUGUUUUGAGAUGUAAUAAUUUGUUUGAACUUUAAUUUAUGUUAGUAUCGUAAUUACGAUUUGUGAAUAGUGAUGAGAUUUGAUCA
Messenger RNA from Salvia miltiorrhiza (redroot sage), 841 nucleotides. Its product is annotated as protein LURP-one-related 15-like. The transcript is spliced from 3 exons. Lineage: Eukaryota; Viridiplantae; Streptophyta; Magnoliopsida; Lamiales; Lamiaceae. Bases 111 to 743 code for a protein of 210 amino acids. The record is from RefSeq and is a predicted model, not a curated record.